GUAAUUGUGUGUUCAGACCUGAUGACGGAGAUGAUGGACCUCAGCAGUGAUGUAGGGGGGCCGGGCCCCCCCCUGCUGGACUACAAGACGUAUGCAGAGCGGAUCUUCUUCCCCGGCCAGCAGGGGGCGCCGUUCAGCCGUCAGCUGGACCUGCCGGAGCACCGCCGCGUCACCGUGGAGACGGGCCUGCAGAACCUGAGCCUGCUGCUCAACAACCGGCUGUUCCUCACCAGGUUCAUCCACACUCUGGAGGCGCAGCAGGGCUUCUCUCAGAGGGACCGGGGCUACGUGGCCAGCCUUCUGACCGUCGCUCUGCACGACAAGCUGGAGUACUUCACCGAGGUGAUGAAGGGCCUCCUGCAGGACCUGGUGCAGCAGUAUGUGGCCAAGAACCCCAAACUCAUGCUGCGCCGGUACGUAAACAAACACACCCCAACUCAUGCUGCGCUGGUACGUAAACAAACACACCCCAACUCAUGCUGCGCCGAUAC
Notothenia coriiceps (black rockcod) is the source of this 491-nucleotide messenger RNA. Its product is annotated as plexin-B1-like. Gene Ontology annotation, biological process: positive regulation of axonogenesis; semaphorin-plexin signaling pathway; regulation of cell migration. Gene Ontology annotation, molecular function: semaphorin receptor activity. The transcript has 2 exons. NCBI's taxonomy places the organism in Eukaryota, Metazoa, Chordata, Actinopteri, Perciformes, Nototheniidae. The record is from RefSeq and is a predicted model, not a curated record. Gene Ontology annotation, cellular component: semaphorin receptor complex; plasma membrane. The annotation marks the transcript as partial.